CUCCAGUAAAUGUGGAGGUCACGGCAUUGUUUAGUUCCGUUGAUGCUUGUCACGAGACUACCAGAACUUCUUUAGUCGGCAUGUGGGCCCAACUCCCAAUAGCCCCUCACUAGGAAGGCCUUUCUUCCCUGAUAAAACAUCGCGCGAUGUUGCGUUUCUGCUUAUCCCCACGAUAAAACCACAGAUAAAGCUCUAUUACCAGGCUCAACACUGGAAGGACUCUCCGACAACAUAUACGCCGCUAGCAGGGUACGCUCAGGAUGUCGGAAACGUCAGUAUCACCAAACAAUCCAGUCAGAAUCCUAUCGCCUUCAGACACGCUACGACCAUGUGCAAAUGCCAUAGUCGAAAUGACUCACACGGUUAUCGCAAGCUCCGAAUCUCCUGACCCUGCGACGAGGUUCAAACUUGGAGAGGAAUUUGCGCCAGUAAUAAAGGAAGCGACGCGGCUCUAUCAAGAGAUGAAGUCAUUGUCAGUAUCUCCUGAGACGUCCUCUCACGGUGCGGUUUUUCAGAAAAGCCCUUACGUCGGACGACUACACGAUACUAUUGUGGUGCCUAUAGAGAAUAUGAGUGGUGUUAAAGUUACUGUCCGGGACACGGCCGGAAAUGCCGCAGAGGUUGACUGGACAUGGAGGAAUUUCCUAUUCGCCUCGCGUCUCACGUAUGUAGACAUUGAGAAGGGAAAAAAGGUUGGUGCUGUGGUAGUUCAUUUUCCUAGAAAAGGGUAGGGCGACUAAAGCAGACCCGGUUAUCCAUCUCAAAACUAUGCCACUCGUAUGUUGGUAUGCAUAGGAGAUUUUGUCGGCCCUUGAUACCAUGGCGAUAAUCUUCCCCAUUAAACAGAAGGACGGGAAGUCAUUUCAUGGGA
Molecule: messenger RNA, 871 nt
Organism: Aspergillus novofumigatus IBT 16806
Lineage: Eukaryota; Fungi; Ascomycota; Eurotiomycetes; Eurotiales; Aspergillaceae
Exons: 3
Coding region: 261-731 (156 amino acids)
Source: RefSeq, a predicted model, not a curated record